UUUUUUUUUUAUUUUCUUUUAUAUGGGCGUCAAACAAAAACCAGUACAUUCAGCACCAACCAACGUUAUGAGUCAAAACUCUGAUAGAGAUCGCGACAAGAAGAGACGUACAGUAGAGACUAAUGUUGGAAAGGAAUUCCAGACAAUUGACUUUAACUCUAUGGAUAUCUCUGUUCUUCGCAAAUAUGCCCGAAUUCACAAAAUCAAAACUAAAUCUAAAUUGAACAAAGAAGAGUUAGCAGCAGCUGUUUCUCGUCACUUUGCAAAUCAAACAGUAAAGGAAUUAGAUACAAUUACUUGCUUUUUAUAUACCGCACAUUACAAAGAUUCUGUAUUAAGACUUCCACUAAAUAUCUAAGAAUAAAAUAGAUGUGUUUUCUUAUCUCUUCUUUUUUGGGGGGAUGCUUAUGUAUAAAGAUAGCUAUCAAAAGGAGCAAUACGUAAAG
Messenger RNA from Gilbertella persicaria, 446 nucleotides. Its product is annotated as Sin3 binding region of histone deacetylase complex subunit SAP30-domain-containing protein. The record is from RefSeq and is a predicted model, not a curated record. Gene Ontology annotation, biological process: regulation of DNA-templated transcription. The coding region runs from base 23 to 358 and encodes 111 amino acids. NCBI's taxonomy places the organism in Eukaryota, Fungi, Mucoromycota, Mucoromycetes, Mucorales, Choanephoraceae. Gene Ontology annotation, cellular component: histone deacetylase complex. The transcript is spliced from 3 exons. Gene Ontology annotation, molecular function: protein binding; transcription coregulator activity.